AUGAAAUCAUUCUUCUAUUCGUUUCUCAUAUUGGCUGUUACAUGGCCGUUCGCGGCAAGUACAGCACUCUGUCCAUCAGCUUGUGAAAGUGCACUGUCCUAUGUUGUCUUUUCUGGUAAUGCCACAAAACAACAAUGUACAAACCAAUUACACAUAGUCUCGUACUAUUCUUGCUUGAGGCAGUACUGUCCUGGAGAAGCAGUUGAAGCGUAUACGGCUCUGAAAAAGACUUGUAAAAGUACGGCUGCAAUUCCGACCAUAGCAAACGUCACAGUAGACGUAGAUGGUCUGGCAAAGAUAACAGCCAAGGACCUCUAUAAGAAAGCACCUGUCAAGCAACCUGUUACCCUAGAGGAAUCGUUGUACUUGCUCUCGGUGCGCACAAUCACAAGUGCAGCAGCUCAGGACGAGAUCAACGUCCGCUACGGACACGCAAUGUACGGGUUUUGGGCUCUCACUAUCUUAGUAUCCAGCCUUAUGAAGCUGUGGGAAUUCCUGACCACGAAAUAUCCCCGCGUUGCUCAGAAAGGAUGGGUAAAUAAGGCCUCCACGAAGCUGAGGCAACAUGUGACCAUUCCUGCACUUGCUGGUAAGCGUACUGCGGAGAACAUUGGUUGGUGUACAGUUCCACCCCGACUUCAGUCCCUCGUCAUCAUUGCGUUCAUUGCCUUGAAUUUAGCUCUGUGCGUGAGCGGCUACGAUGUUUUCCCAGGCAAUCUGAAACGCCCGAGUAUUCCCAAUCAAGUUUCACGUCUGAUUGGGCGCCGUACAGGAGUGCUGAUCAUGGCAAAUUUGCCGCUUAUGUGGACGUUUGCCAUGAGGAACAACAUAUUGUCCUGGAUAAGCGGCUGGACUUUUGCUACUUUCAGUUCUUUUCACCGGUGGAUAGCUCGUGUGGUAAUGGCGGAGCUGGUCGCUCACGCAGUUGCAUACAGUCUCUCCGACUACUACUCCGGAGGAUUAAAGAAGUACUAUGCUCAGUGGCCACAAGAGUACUGGUGGUGGGGCGUUGUGUCUAUCAUUGCAGGGUCCUUUGCUACUGCUAGUGCAAUCUAUCCGAUCCGCCAAAGGUUCUAUGAUGCAUUUCUGCUGGGUCACAUUGUUUUAGCAAUGCUAUUCCUGGUUGGAACGUGGUUCCAUAUCAAGAAACAAGAUAAUGAAUUCGACAUGUAUUUCUGGCCAUGUGUAGCAGUAUGGGCGUUUGAUCGCGCCUUGCGCUUAGGCCGAGUACUCGUCCUGAACUGCCGCCGGCACAUACUACUACGUAUACGUCCUCCAUGGCCUUAA
Molecule: messenger RNA, 1287 nt
Organism: Aaosphaeria arxii CBS 175.79
Lineage: Eukaryota; Fungi; Ascomycota; Dothideomycetes; Pleosporales
Exons: 8
Coding region: 1-1287 (428 amino acids)
Biological process (GO): intracellular iron ion homeostasis; iron ion transport; copper ion import
Cellular component (GO): plasma membrane
Molecular function (GO): ferric-chelate reductase activity
Source: RefSeq, a predicted model, not a curated record